CACACAUUCCCCAGUGAGAAAGAGCUAAAGACUGAACCCAGUGUUUCCAAUCUGGUUUUACCUGAGCAAGUAGCACACCUGGAAUCCGGAGAGCCUUUCCGAGCAGCAGUAUGAGUGAAUCAGCAGAGGCUUUGGCAGCUAACCUCAAAAGCCGAAGAAAUGUCACCAUUGAGAUCUCCAACAUCACCAACAACUACUGCCUAGUGGACCCCAAGGUUUACUUGGAGAGCGGCAACUGCCACAGCCCACCCCAACCCACCGUGCGCCCACUGAAAACCGAAGUGUGCAACUUCAGCAAGACAACCGCCAAAGCCACCGGCGCAGUGGGCGUCCUGACCUACGACCUGUUUGAGAGGCAGAGCAACUGCGCCAAAGAGAAAGUAGCUAUAAUGUUCUCCGUGCCCUAUGACCAAAACAUGUACAAGAACUGGGUGGGCGUGGGAAUCUACGAGGUGGGAAAAGAGUGCAACGAGAGUCUGUACAAAGAGAUGUAUUACAACAAAGAGCAAGUGGGCUUUGUGCGGGCUGAGGCCAAAGGCUGCGGUCUCACGUACCAGGGCAAGAACCUGGACAUCAUGUGCACCAUGUCCCCUCUGGGCAGGGCCAUUCUGAAGGUGGAGAUCUGGGACAAGGUCUUUGCUCAAAUGACACAACAGUCUUACUAAGCUGGUGAGGAAUGUUUGUCAGAGUAAUGCAGUUUGACACACCGGUGUGUAGUGUUACAUGUGUUGUACCAUCUUUUCAUAAAUAAAUACAUAAUGAGUCCGAUAUGACAAAACUUGUGUCUUAGUGAUCAUUACAAAGA
Messenger RNA from Morone saxatilis (striped sea-bass), 805 nucleotides. RefSeq names its product DELTA-actitoxin-Afr1a-like. Lineage: Eukaryota; Metazoa; Chordata; Actinopteri; Moronidae. Gene Ontology annotation, biological process: monoatomic cation transport; cytolysis in another organism; pore complex assembly. The record is from RefSeq and is a predicted model, not a curated record. Gene Ontology annotation, molecular function: channel activity. Gene Ontology annotation, cellular component: pore complex. Bases 111 to 665 code for a protein of 184 amino acids. The transcript is spliced from 3 exons.